Molecule: messenger RNA, 1154 nt
Organism: Fomitiporia mediterranea MF3/22
Lineage: Eukaryota; Fungi; Basidiomycota; Agaricomycetes; Hymenochaetales; Hymenochaetaceae
Exons: 2
Coding region: 319-1023 (234 amino acids)
Biological process (GO): canonical NF-kappaB signal transduction
Source: RefSeq, a predicted model, not a curated record
AAGAGGACUCCAUCUGAGGAAGAGCGUCAUGCUCGCAAGAAAGCAAAGAAAGCAAAGCGAGAAGACAAAGAGAGGAGGAAACGACACGCCCAUGAAGAUGAAGACGGUGCACAACGCAAACGGCAUCGUUCACGUUCAAGAAGUCCAAAACGUAGAAGAAGAAAGUACUAUAAUGAACCGCCUUCUCCAGGAGAUCCGGGUCCUUCUACUUCUGCCAAUCGAUCCACUUAUGACGAGAAACAUCAGUAUGAUUAUUACGAUGACCUUGAAGAAGAAGCGGCACGCGAGCGACUUGAACAGGAACGCUUCGAGGAGAAAAUGCGCGAUGCACUGGAAGAUGACGGAUUGUACGACUCCACUCAGCGUCUUGAUGGUGUAGAAGCACGGCUCAACUCAUACGCGCACAUCCCACGUCGGUGGCGUGGGACGGAUGAAGGCUUUAGUGCAGGAUUAUGGAUGGAGGAUGCACGAGAAGAUAUCGGUCUUGAACGCAGGAAGGAAGCACGUAGAGCUCGCAAGGAACGUGAACAGCGAUUACGCGAGGAAACUCGAAAUUUGGAACGCGAGGCACAAGCUGAGCGCGAAAUGCGCGCUGCCACAAAAGCUAAACGACGCAUUGAAGAGGCAAGACGUCGUUAUGAAGAACGCUGGACUUCUCUCCUCUCUCGGCCUACCGCAAAUGCAGCUCUUGAAGAUACCGGCACUCUUAAUUUCGAUGACAUUCCAUGGCCUAUCUAUAUCAAAGGCUCUAAAAAGUUGGAUACCGAAGAGUUCACGAAAGAUGCUAUAUCAUCGUUCUUGUUACACAAGGAGAAAGAGAAGGCUAAUGGAGGGGAGAAUACCGAACCUGUCUCCCAGUCUUUCAAGGAUAUCCUGAGGACAACGAUGCUUCGCUUCCAUCCCGAUAAAUUCGAAGCUCGAAUUUUGUCUCGCGUUGUGGAGAAGGAUAGGGAGUUAGUGAAGGAAGCUGCGAAUGCAGUUGUGCAGUUCCUAAACGACUUGCUCAAAGAGUAUCGGGAAUGAAUGGGCACAAGAACUCCGGAGUACUCGAAGGCAUUGGGAAACAGGCAGAGUAGGAUAUUUGACACUGUUUCGGUACGGGGACGAUAUAGAUUUGAUAACCACUGAUCUGUGUCUGCUUACCUAGAACAGCG